Leptonychotes weddellii (Weddell seal) is the source of this 540-nucleotide messenger RNA. NCBI's taxonomy places the organism in Eukaryota, Metazoa, Chordata, Mammalia, Carnivora, Phocidae. The record is from RefSeq and is a predicted model, not a curated record.
AUGCACCCUCAGCUUUGCCAGAAGAUGGUGCUCACCGCCUGGUUAGGUGGCCUUGGCAGUGCGUUAAUUCUUUGCUCCCUGACUUUGAAGUUACCAAAAUGUGGGCACCGGGAAGUGGAUAAUUUUUUCUGUGAGAUGCCAGCAUUGAUCAAGAUGGCUUGUGUACACUCAAAAGUAAUGGAGAUCAUUGUCUUUUCUCUCGGAGUGAUAUUUCUUCUAGUACCUCUAUCACUAAUUCUCAUCUCAUAUGUAGUAAUCACUCAAGCAGUCAUGAGGAUCAAGUCAGCAGCAAGGUGGAGUAAGGUCCUUAAUACAUGUGCUUCCCAUCUCACAGUAGUAACUCUGUUUUAUGGAACACUCAUUUACAUGUACAUGAAACCACAGAACAGCAGCUCCCAAGAUGAAGGCAAGUUCCUCACUCUCUUUUACACAAUCAUCACACCCACUCUUAACCCUCUGAUCUACACUUUAAGAAACAAAGAUGUAAAGAGGGCAGUAAAGAGAAUGCUACCUGUAGGAAAAUGGUCAGCCAAGUCAUGA